AUUAGUAGUAGAAGAAGAAGAAGAAGAAGAAGGUUCCGACUUCUUUCCUGUUUUCCGGUUAGCUGUCCCUACAUCUAUGAGCUGUCCCCUCAAAAUGCCUACACUCCAGUUACUGAGAACGUACGUCAACCAGCGCCUGACUGUGGCUGUUGAAGAUAUAAUCGAGAUGUUUGAAAGAACCAUAACCGAGUACGAGGAGGAAAUGUAUCGCCAGCGCAGGCUGCUGGGAGCUGAGCAGUCCGGCGGCGGCGCCGCCAAGAUAAUGUUCAGCAACCAAACAGGUGUGUCUCAGGAAAUCCAGCCGCUGGUUGUCAAUCCAAAGGUUCCCCCUGAACAGCAGGAGUGGGGACCCGGUCCGGACCCGGAGGAGCCCCCGGAGCCCCCGCGCAUUAAAGAGGAACCAGAGGAGGUCUGGAUCAGACAGGAGCUUCAGGGGCCGGAGGGGGCUGACAUCCCAGAGUUCCAGUUCCCUGCAGUGUCUGUAAAACGUGAGGACGAUGAAGAGAAACCUCACUCCGCAGUGCUCCAUCAAAGGCAAACGGAGGAGCCCGGAGAGGCUGACCCCCCAGCUCAGCAGACAGGAGCCGGGGCCGCCGUCCGCUACCGUGAAGCGUCAGAAGCGGCCUUUGACUUGGACGCGGACGUUUUUUUAAAAGCGGCGAGCGACGGCCAGUUUUUCCUCUCGCGGUGUUUUCAAACCGAGACCGAAGACUCGGACGACGGCUGGAGGCACGCGAUGGAGCCUCCGCCGCCCUGCGACCCGCUGAAAGACAACGACGCCACGUCUCCUCCGAGAGCUCACGCUCAGGGGGAAGUCUAUAAAUGCCCGGCGUGUAGCAAAACCUUCAAGCACAACACGGCUCUGCAGAGGCACGUCACGUGCCACACGGGGGAGAGGCCGUUUGACUGUGCCGAGUGUGGCAAGACGUUCAGGCACAAGGGAAGUCUGCACAUACACAUGAGGAAACACACAGGAGAGAAGCCUUUUCGUUGCCUAGUUUGCGGAAAGAACUUCACCCAGAGCGGAACGUUGGCCGCGCACGUGAGGAUUCACACCGGAGAGAAGCCUUUCAGCUGCUCGGUGUGUAACAAAAGGUACAAUGAGAGGGGGACACUGGCGCGACACAUGAGGGUCCACACCGGAGAGAAGCCGUUCACUUGCUCGCUGUGCGGUAAACGAUUCAGCGAGAAGGGCAAUCUGACCAAACACAAGAGACUCCACACGGGGGAGAAACCGUUCAGUUGCCGUGCGUGUGAGAAGAAUUUUAGUUUGCUGUCGCACCUCCGAAACCACAAAUGUCCUGGUGAGAAGAGCGGGGAAACUGUAGAGCAGGCACUUCAGCUGAAAUCAUAGACUGUCAAGUGAUUUAAGAAGAAAAAAAAGAAUCUAAUUCUUUGAAUGCUUUGUGAUUUGCAGUUGUUUCACUCCCAGAGUUUCCGCGGGGUCUUCAAAAAGUCUAAAAACUUCAAAGUCAAAAUGUUAGGCCUUUUUAAAAGGUCGUAAAUUCAAUGACGUGUGGUGUUUUUUGCCUUAAAGUGGCCAUAUUAUGCUCAUUUUCAGGGUCAUAAUUGUAUUUAGAGGUUGUACCAGAA
Perca flavescens (yellow perch) is the source of this 1593-nucleotide messenger RNA. RefSeq names its product zinc finger protein 501. Gene Ontology annotation, biological process: regulation of gene expression. Gene Ontology annotation, cellular component: nucleus. NCBI's taxonomy places the organism in Eukaryota, Metazoa, Chordata, Actinopteri, Perciformes, Percidae. The record is from RefSeq and is a predicted model, not a curated record. The transcript has 2 exons. The coding region runs from base 77 to 1354 and encodes 425 amino acids.